AUGUCUAAAGAAGUUCAGACCUCGGUUACCGAUGCUGAUAAACCGGCUGCGCAGAAAGUCAGCAAGGCUGGAUCUUUCAUUGCCGGUGGUAUGGCUGCGUGUAUCGCAGUGACCGUAACAAAUCCUAUUGAAUUGGUCAAGACGAGGAUGCAAUUGCAAGGUGAAUUGGAGGCCAAGACCAAUCGUGUUUACAAGAAUCCCUUGCAAGGUGUUAGACUAAUUUUCAAAAACGAAGGUAUUCGUGGUAUUCAAAGAGGCCUUUCGUGUGCUUACAUCUACCAAAUAGGUUUGAACGGUUCGAGACUUGGGUUUUACGAACCUAUCAGGUCGUUACUCAACACUACUUUUUACCCCUCCCAGGAUCCACACAGAGUGCAAAACGUUGCCAUCAACGUCGUUUCUGGUGCCACGUCCGGUAUUAUCGGUGCUAUCAUGGGAUCUCCACUAUUUUUGGUGAAAACCAGAAUGCAGUCCUACUCACCAGCGAUCCAAAUCGGCCAGCAAUCCCACUACACGUCCGCAUGGAAUGGGCUUUCGACUAUCUACAAAGCCGAGGGAAUCAAAGGCCUAUUUAGAGGUGUCGAUGCUGCCAUUCUGAGAACCGGUGCCGGUUCUUCUGUGCAAUUGCCCAUUUACAACACAGCCAAGAGUUUCCUGCUACGGCACGAUAUCAUGAAAGAAGGUGCUGGGCUUCAUCUCACGGCAAGUACCCUUUCUGGUAUCGGUGUCGGUGUCGUGAUGAACCCAUGGGAUGUCAUCUUAACAAGAGUUUAUAAUCAAAAGGGCAACCUUUAUAAGGGCCCCAUUGACUGUUUUAUCAAGACUGUCAAGAUUGAAGGUGUCUCCGCGUUGUACAAAGGUUUUGAAGCUCAAUUGUUUAGAAUUGCUCCUCACACGAUCCUCUGUUUGACUUUCAUGGAACAAACCAUGAAGUUGGUUUACGCUACAGAGAAAAGACUGUUCAACACUUGA
This is a messenger RNA of Lachancea mirantina, 972 nucleotides long. The record is from the annotation of a GenBank genome assembly. Lineage: Eukaryota; Fungi; Ascomycota; Saccharomycetes; Saccharomycetales; Saccharomycetaceae.